UCGUUCAACCGUUGGUAAAAAUCGGUUUCAACUGGUUUCUGUCAACUGAUAGAUGUUCAACGAGCCAAUGUUUUGGUCGAAACUAGUCAGGUCGUUGUUCAACGGAGCAAGUUGAAAUCAGUCGAAACCAAUCCAGCUCGGCAGCAGGAUUCGUUUCGAGCUGGUAGAAAUCGGUCGAACUCAAUUGGAAAGAGACAGGUGAUCAACUGUCAAUCCAUUACUACUUGUUUCGACCCGUUUCGACUAGAAUCCAUUGAACAGACUAAAUAUCAAACAAAAAAUUGUUCGCGUAAACACGCCAAACAACCGGGAUCUUUUCUUAAAAGUUGUGUAAAUUUUGUAGAAAUCCCGAUUGAAAACUCGAAUUCGGAGGAAUAUGUCCGGGCAAUAUCCAAGCGGCUACCAGAGUCCAAGUGGCCAUCGAGGUAAUUUCAACAGUCCGAUGAUGCAGCAGCAGCAACAAGGCAUGAAUCAAAUGGGUGUUCCAAAUAUGAUGGGUUUCAAUCAAAACAACGUGAUGCAAAACCAGCAGCAAAUGCAAACCGGGAAUAAUCAAUCGGGACCGGAUAUGGGAAUGAAUCAAAACAUCGCCCAACAACAACAACAGCAGCAGCAACAACAAAUGGCUUCCGGUGGCCAGCAACAGGCUACCAAUCCCGGACAGGUGCCCAACAGCCAACAGAUGCAACAAUCCAUACCGGGUCAAGGACAAAACCAGCAACAACAGCAAGCGGGAUCGCAACAGUCUCCUCAGCUGAAUGCGGCCAGUGCCGGUGGUCAACCGGUUGCCGGAAAUGUUGGACCGGCUGGGAACCAGGUUGCGGGAGCUCCGGCAGGUCAACCGGGAGCAGGGCCCAUCGCAAACCCGCAAGGCACAACCAAUAUGCAACAGAAAGAGUUCAAUCUGCUGACGUUGUGCCGAAUCGGCCAGGAAACGGUACAGGAUAUCGUUAGCCGUUUUCAGGAAGUUUUCGGCAUUCUUCGCGUAAUUCAACCUCCGAACGGGACAAACCAGGGCUUAACAUCGAGCAACGAUAAGAAAGCCAAGGUUCAGGAACAGUUUCGCACCAUCCGAUUGCUGUUUAAACGGCUACGGCUGUUGUACGAUAAGUGCAAUGACAACUGCCAACAGGGCAUGGAAUUCACCCAUGUAGAAAGCUUGAUCCCGGUUAAGGAUGAACCGGAGCGAGCCGAACCGGUCCACACCGAGGAGUACAAAAAGGCGCUCCAGGAAAAUCGGGAAUUGAUUGAAAUUGUGAUGCUGAAGAACAAACAGCUUCGGGAGAUCAUCGAUAAGAUUCGGUUAACGAUUUGGGAAAUCAACACGAUGCUUAGCAUGAGAAGGUGUUGAGGUAAGUGAGAUAAUUUUUACAUUUUAGAGGUAGCCAAUAAAUGAACACAUAAACUGAGUGAAAAUGAAGAGAAUCUUAAAUUUGUUUUCUUUAAAUCAAUAUCUAUCAAUAAGUUGAAGGCAACCUAGCUUAUAACAUUACAUGGUUGAAUUUCUUUCUCAAAUAAAUCGACAUCAGUUUGAAUGUAUCCAUCUUUUGGUCUCUGAUUGCACCUGUGAAUUUUAUUCGUUCCACCUUAAUGUCAAAUAAAUAUUACUUAAUUACUUCAGCUUUUUUCGCGAUGAAAAUGAUAAA
This is a messenger RNA of Uranotaenia lowii, 1646 nucleotides long. RefSeq names its product mediator of RNA polymerase II transcription subunit 30-like. Bases 377 to 1351 code for a protein of 324 amino acids. The transcript is spliced from 3 exons. Gene Ontology annotation, biological process: positive regulation of DNA-templated transcription. Lineage: Eukaryota; Metazoa; Arthropoda; Insecta; Diptera; Culicidae. Gene Ontology annotation, molecular function: transcription coregulator activity. The record is from RefSeq and is a predicted model, not a curated record. Gene Ontology annotation, cellular component: mediator complex.